Molecule: messenger RNA, 1836 nt
Organism: Tuber melanosporum (Perigord truffle)
Lineage: Eukaryota; Fungi; Ascomycota; Pezizomycetes; Pezizales; Tuberaceae
Exons: 6
Coding region: 127-1632 (501 amino acids)
Molecular function (GO): protein binding
Source: RefSeq, a predicted model, not a curated record
AUUUCUUGGUACGACCGCUGAUAUCAGAGCACCCCCCCUCCCUCCUUGACCGUAUCCCUUUUUCCACGACCACAGUCACACACAAGCCACCACCGGAGAUAUCAUACCUCAUAACCAGCACCGAGAAUGUCUUUGGCGACCGUAGUCGUUAUCUACGGCGGGAGAAGAGCAAGCAUCAAAGCUCCCCCAACCAGGUCUCUGAGUGAAAUACACACAGAGGCUUGCAUAAAGUUUGGAGUUGAUCCCCAGAACUUCGCUCUCAAAAAAGGGAACGCAGCUCUAGACCUCUCGCUCCAAAUUCGCUUGACAAACCUUAGUCCCGGAGCAAAACUAGACCUAGUCUUAGCCAAGAACCGCGACGCCCCGAUAACGAUAGUCCUCAGAGCACAGGAGGCCGACGGUAGGCCGAUCCAGGAAUUCACAGACAUGUUCACCGCCUCGAGCACAAUAUGGGAGAUCAUGCGGAAGCUGGAGGCUAAAGGCCCGCGCACAAACAACGACCCCGCCAUCAACAUCACCGAGCGUGCGGCCCCUUCCGGGACUUCCGGGAGUGGGCGUCUACACUAUGUCAUGCCCGUGGCGCGAGUCAUGAACAGGGAGGUUUCUGGAUUUCGUGAACUGCAGCAGACCUUGAGUGAUUUCGGUAUUAGGAGUGGGAGGCAGUUGGUUACACUUAGGUAUAGAGAGACGGAUAUUCCUUUUGAGGCUGCUUUGGAUGAGAUUGCUGGGUUUUCCGCUCCAAGGGAGAAGGCUACUGAGGCGGAGGUGCAGGGUGGGGAGUCUUCGAAGGAUGCGGAAGGGGAGAAGAGGAAGGCGGAAGCGGGUUUUAUCAUGUUCGAUGCUCCGGAGGAUCCGGAUAAGCAGGGGGACACAGGUGGAAGCAACGCUAUGGAGGUUGAUAAGCCCAUGGAGGGAUCGGCCGAUGCGCUUGAGACUGAGGGUGGUCUUCCUGAGCCUCCGAAUUCUGAUAAGCCGGUGGUCUCGGUUUUUAGGCCUUCGCAGUCUAAUACACUUGCAGCGACUCAGAUCGAUGUUCCGGACAAAGCAUACGAGGUUGGAAUCACUGAAGCCAAACUUAUCCAGGCGAACAUCAAGAAGGAGACUAUUGGGAAACGCUUGCCUUCUGAUAGAGAGAUUGAAGAGAGGAAAGCCGCCGCGCUUGCGGAGGCGGAGAAAGUCGAGAGGGUUGUGAUCAAAGUCCGUUUCCCGGAUGGAUAUACCUCUGAACAGAACUUUGACAAGACUCAUACUUCCCAGGAUCUCUACGAUACAGUCAGAGGCACCCUCCGCCAUCCCAACGAACCUUUCCUUCUAAGGAUCCCUCCCAGAGAAACCCUCCCUCAAGCACCAAAACGACUUACCACUGACCUCAAAUUGCGAACUGGUGCUACCGUGCAUCUAGUCUGGGGCCCCGACGUCUCAGCGAAAGCCAAGAAAGAACUAGCACUCAAAGACGAGUUUAUCGAAAACUCAAAAGCUCUCCCGACACCCGAAGAACCUGAAGGACCAGAAGGCGAGUCAGAUGACAACCCCGGAGGAGGUUUGAGCAAGGGGAAAGGAAAGAGCGGAGGUGACCGUGCUUCAAAGGAGAAUAAACUCAUGGGUAUUCUGAGGUUCGGGAAGAAGAAGUGAUCUGCAUGCAUCAUUUGACUCUUUUCUUCUUCUCUAAAGCGUGUAGUGUGCCUUUUCUAUAGUUAGUUUUUAUCCCGGUGCAAUGGCCUCCGCCCCAUUUAGUUAUUUCCGUUUCCCUGGAUGGGGCCUCGGGGCAAGGAACUGGCAAAGUGUGUAGGCAUUUUCUCUUCUUCUCCUUUCAAGUAUUAUUCUUUUUCUAGGGUA